GUGCUGGUGUGGGGGGUCGUUGCGAUGUGAUUCUGCAGGUCGCUGCUUUGAUGGCGCAAGUCUUUGCAUGCUGGUGUGGUCGCUUCUUUGUUAUGUGGUGGUUCCUUUUCUUUUCUUUUCGUCCCUGCUGAGUCAGGGGCAAGUAGCCGCUGCCGCUUACCUCAGGUGCAGCACGACGAGGUCAAGGCACUCGGCGUGCCGGAGCUCGACGAGAAAGGCAGAAAGCGCAUGCGCUGCGUGACGAACGACGGCUACGUGGGCUGGGUCGACGAGGGAACCGUGCUUCUCGUCGCCGAGCCUACCAAGCUCAUGGGAGGCGGCCCGCGGCCGCCGCAGCGGCCCCCGCUGCCCCCGCCGCUCGCGCGGCCCCCCGCCUGGCCGCCGCCCAAGGAGCUUGACAAGGACGCCCUGGUGGCCACGAUCAAGGCCUACUGCACAAAGGGUAAGGAGCAAAAGGAGCGGUGGCGGAAGCACUGCCGUGCCCAGAACUACCUCCAGGACGAUCCCAGCAUGAAGCCCGUCGAGUUUCUGCGAGUCUUCUGGGACAUCGCCAAGGAGCACGGCGCCCGCGGCCCCGCUCCCGGGCCCCCGCCGUUCGCCGCCCCGCCGCCGCCCACCGCCUCGCACGGGGCGCCCGAGCGGCCGCCGCGGCCGAGCGGGGCGGCGCCCGUGCAGUGGCGAAGCACGCCCGGCCUGCGCCCCG
This is a messenger RNA of Prorocentrum cordatum, 703 nucleotides long. Lineage: Eukaryota; Dinophyceae; Prorocentrales; Prorocentraceae. The record is from the annotation of a GenBank genome assembly.